Thelazia callipaeda (thelaziosis nematode) is the source of this 546-nucleotide messenger RNA. The record is from the annotation of a GenBank genome assembly. Lineage: Eukaryota; Metazoa; Nematoda; Chromadorea; Rhabditida; Thelaziidae.
AUGAGUCCGGAAUAUAUCGAAUUAACUAGAAAAUAUGACACUUACAAGGAAAAUAACGAUGCGCUUAUUGCAAGACUUGAGGCUUGCAUACAGCAGAAUGAGGAUGUGAUCGCGGAUGGGAAAAUCGUUGAUGCUCCAAACGAAAAUCCAUACGAAAAACUAUCUAACUCUUUUUUUUUGCUGUAUAAUUUUCUUCCACCUGACAAGCAUCCAAGCAUUCAGGCUUUGAUAACUACAACACAAAAUUUGGCAAAGGUGCAGCGUGAAAAUCAGUUAAAUGGACGUAAAGCAAUUCGACAUUUACGACGAUUUUUUACAGUAGAAUACAAAGAAUUAAUGGAUGAAAGGAUGAAAUUAGACAAAGUACGUGAGCAUAUGGACAACAUGAAGCAUGAAGUUAAAACAUCUAAAACUACAGAAAAAAUCGAGAAGUAUGCGAUACUUUAUGAGCAAGCGGUCGAAGAAUUCGACGUUCAAGCUCGUCGUACUAUUAUACUACUGAAUCAAUUGCCAACAAUAAAAGCUGUUCAUUUGGUCAAGUUUUGA